CAUUGUACAAGUAGAUGGUACAUGGCUUUACGGAAAGUAUACUGGCACACUGUUGAUAGCUACCGCACAAGAUGGAGCUAACCAUAUCUUCCCGAUUGCCUAUGCCAUUGUAGAAGGGGAGACAACUUCAGCUUGGGGUUUUUUCUAAAGAAUUUGAGAAGACAUGUUACUCCGCAAAUUAACAUUUCUCUUAUUUCAGACCGACACCCCUCAAUUAUAAGUGCCUACAACAACCCAAGUAACUUAUGGGUCCAGGACACAUCCCAUUUCUUUUGCCUGCGCCACAUUGCACAAAACUUUCUUCGUGGUAACUCAAACUGCAAACAUUUAAAGAAACCACUUAUGUUGGCUGGGUACGCAUACACGGAGAAGAUGCACUGGCGACAUCUUGGGGAUAUUCGUGCGAAUAAGCCAAGUGCAGCUGAAUGGCUUGAUCAAUUACCCAAACAAAAAUGGGUACAAUGCUUUGAUGAGGGGAAACGUUGGGGACAUAUGACUACCAAUUUGUCAGAGUCUGUUAAUUCCAUGUUAAAAAACACAAGACAUUUACCGGUGUCAUCAUUGGUUGAGGAGACCUAUUUCAAGACCGCACAACUCUUUGCUAAUAGAGGUCGACAAACUCAGGCAAUGAUCAACUCCGGCUCACAGUAUUCUGAAGUCGUCUUCGAUGCAAUCAAUAGUGGUCAACAAGAAUCUAAUACACACAUUGUAAAUGAAUUCGACAGACACAAUCACACUUUUAUUAUAACCGAGACUCAAUCCCCACUUGAAACACCCAGACCACCUGGAAGGUUUAGAGUAAUGUUACAAUCCCAAAAGUGUGAUUGUGGUGAAUUUCAGGCUAAACAUUUACCGUGUUCUCACAUCAUGGCUGCCUGUAAAUCUGUCAAUGUUGAUCCCAUGACCUAUGUGCCGAUGAUAUUCACUUUACAACACAUUUUGCACAUCUACGACAACUCCUUUGGUUUAUCGCCACACGAAUCAAUGUGGCAAAAAUAUGAAGGAGAUCAGUGGAGUCCUGAUCCAAGGAGAAAGAGGACUGCAAAGGGUCGUCCAGUUUCAACUCGCAUUCCUACUGAGAUGGACGAAGACGAAAAUGAACGAGCAAGUAGAAAAAAAUGUGGACUUUGCCGGCAACAUGGUCAUAGCAUAAAUAAUUGUCCUAAUGUAUCCUCAUCUUAGUUUUUCCAUAGACAAAUGUCAUUGUUUAAAUAUUUUAUU
This is a messenger RNA of Glycine soja, 1221 nucleotides long. RefSeq lists its product as uncharacterized. Bases 343 to 1182 code for a protein of 279 amino acids. The record is from RefSeq and is a predicted model, not a curated record. Gene Ontology annotation, molecular function: nucleic acid binding; zinc ion binding. The transcript is spliced from 2 exons. Lineage: Eukaryota; Viridiplantae; Streptophyta; Magnoliopsida; Fabales; Fabaceae.